AUGGUCGCUGGGACCACGUUGCGCGGCAUGUUCGAGCAACGCUUGAAGGAGGCCAUCAAUCAAGCCGAGGAUGCAGGGGGCAAAUUGAUCCUCUUCAUCGACGAGAUGCACAUGCUCAUUGGUGCAGGCGCAGGCGAAGGAAGAGGCACCGGGGAUGCUGCCAACAUCCUCAAGCCGGCAUUGGCUCGUGGUCGCAUCCGCUGCAUUGGUGCUACCACCUAUGAAGAGUAUUACAGGUACAUUGAGCGGGAUGGGGCGCUCGAGCGACGGUUCAAAAAGGUUGAAGUCGGGGAGCCGAGCAUGCGAACGACCGUUGCCAUCCUGCGGGGGCUGAAGCACAAGUACCAAGAGCACCAUGGCUUGAAAAUUGACGAAGAGGCGCUUGUUGCUGCUGUAGAACUCGCUGCCCGUUAUAUUACUGGUCGCAAAUUUCCUGAUAAAGCAAUAGAUCUCAUCGACGAGGCAUGCACAACUGUAAAGUUGCGGGUCAGCAAAAAAAGAGAAAUAAAUGCACCGGGUGAGCUACUUGUUGUGAGCCGAUGGACUAGAAUCCCUGUCACUACACUUGAUCAAGAGGAGGAAAAGCUGGCCCAUUUAAUAGAUAGAUUGCAUGAGCGGGUUGUUGGCCAGAAUGAAGCACUUAAUUUGGUUGCUCAAGCAGUGCUACGUUCUAGGGUAGGUCUUGAUAAAUUUGAUCAACCGAUAUGUUCGUUCCUCUUUUUGGGCUCAACCGGCGUUGGAAAGACAGAGCUUGCCAAAGCUUUGGCCGAGAAGCUUUUUAACAACGAGAAGAUGUUAGUUCGUUUUGACAUGUCCGAGUAUGCUGAGAGUGGAUCUUUAUCCCAUCUCAUUGGAGGAUCACGAAGCUAUGAAGAAGAGGGACAACUCUCAGAGAAAGUCAGGCGCCAACCAUAUAGUGUUAUCCUUUUUGACGAUGUGGAUAAGGAAAAUCCCUCAAUUAUCAAUGUUUUUAUUCAACUUCUCGAUGAUGGUACGUUGAUUGAUGGAAAAGGACAGAACGUAGAUUUCAAGAAUACAAUCAUCAUUAUGACUUCAAAUCUAGGAUCAGAACACCUAUCAACUGGAGCGAACGGAGAAAGUGGAAUGGAAAAUGAACGUGAUCUUCUCAUGAAACAGGUUGAGAAACGCUUCAAGCCUAGUCUUAUCAAUAGACUGAGUGAGAUUGCAAUAUUUGAACCACUUUCACGCAACGAAUUGAGGGAGAUUGCAAAAAUCCAAAUGAAAAGACUUGUUGCCAUCAUGGCUAAUAAGGGUUUUUCUUUAUGUGUGACUGGUGCCGUCUUGGAGGUCAUUUUAUCGGAAUCACGUAACACGGGGUACGGGGCAAGGCCUUUAAAGAAGUGGAUGCGGAAGCAUGUGACAACAACUCUUUCAAAUAUGUUGGUCAAUGGAGAAGCGUGUAAAGGCACAACAAUCUCCAUAGAUGCUAGCGACGAUAGGAGGGGGUUGAAAUACGAAGUCCUAAAGCAGUAGGGGAUGGGCGAUCAAUUAAUCAGGAGAGUUAUGUUGCAGAAGUGACUCCUAU
Messenger RNA from Hordeum vulgare subsp. vulgare (domesticated barley), 1546 nucleotides. RefSeq names its product chaperone protein ClpB 1-like. Gene Ontology annotation, cellular component: cytoplasm. The transcript is spliced from 6 exons. Bases 1 to 1494 code for a protein of 497 amino acids. The record is from RefSeq and is a predicted model, not a curated record. Gene Ontology annotation, biological process: cellular response to heat. NCBI's taxonomy places the organism in Eukaryota, Viridiplantae, Streptophyta, Magnoliopsida, Poales, Poaceae. Gene Ontology annotation, molecular function: ATP hydrolysis activity; ATP binding.